UUAAUAAUUAGUUCAAUAUUCUAUGAUAGUAAACAAAAAUUUGCGAUUCACAUUUGGAUUCGCAAAAAAUAAUUUUUUUGUCAUUACCUAUUUGAGUUAUUUAUUCUUAAUUGAUUAAAAGUCAAAAUAAUGGGCGACGAAGCAAAAAAUUCCUCAACUACUACAGAAGAUGCUCCUCAAUUUAAUCAAGAUGAGUUGAUAAUGGCUCAGCAAAGACAAAUAGAAAAAGAAAUUUCAGAGACUAUACCUUUAGUAGGUAAUUUAGAAAACAUCCUUUCAUUAGAACACGAGUAUUCACAUGAUGCUGUUUAUCAAGAAAAAAUAAGAAAUUUGUCUCUUAAAUAUGGAAACAUCAGAAGAACUAGGCCUGAUGGCAACUGUUUCUUUAGGGCUUUCAGUUUUGCUUAUAUUGAAAAACUAUUAGAUAAUAAAGAAGAAUUUGACUCCUUUUACAAACGAGCUGAAAAAAGCAAAGAUGUUCUGGUUGAGCUUGGUUUCCAACAAUUUACAGUUGAAGAUUUUUAUGACACUUAUAUGGACGUUUUACGGAGAGUACGAGAAAUAGAAAAUCUGGAUGAAGCUAAAGUAGAGCUAUUGAAUCUAUUCAAUGAUCAAGGAUAUUCAGAUUAUAUGGUAGUUUAUUUACGAUUGCUUACAAGUGGUCAGUUGCAAAAGGAAAAAGACUUUUAUAGCUGUUUCAUUGAAGGUCACAGAACAGUAGAGGAUUUCUGCCAUCAAGAAGUUGAACCUAUGUAUAAAGAAAGUGAUCAUAUCCACAUCAUAGCAGCUUGUGCUGCUUUAGAAACUGGUGUACGCGUUGUUUAUAUGGAUAGAGGUGUUGGAAAAGCCGUUACAGAACAUGACCUUCCCGAAGGUUGUGUUCCAUUUGUUCAUCUUCUGUAUCGUCCAGGACAUUAUGAUAUUUUGUAUCCUGUUUAAAUCAAUUUUUGUUAUCUUAAAAUGUUUGCAAUAAAAAAUUUUCAAAUCCUA
Messenger RNA from Harmonia axyridis, 990 nucleotides. RefSeq names its product ubiquitin thioesterase otubain-like. Bases 130 to 939 code for a protein of 269 amino acids. Gene Ontology annotation, cellular component: nucleus. Lineage: Eukaryota; Metazoa; Arthropoda; Insecta; Coleoptera; Coccinellidae. The record is from RefSeq and is a predicted model, not a curated record. The transcript has 4 exons. Gene Ontology annotation, biological process: protein K48-linked deubiquitination. Gene Ontology annotation, molecular function: cysteine-type deubiquitinase activity; ubiquitin binding.